AUGAAUCAGUUGAUUCUUAUGAAUCUUCCAACUGAUUGUCUCGUAGAAAUUUUAGGUCAUCUUAAAUAUGAUACCUCUUCUUUAUACUCUUGUAUCUUAGUUAACCGUUUAUGGUGUAAAUUAUCCAUUCCUUUACUUUGGUGUAGCCCAUUCGAGUUCACAAGAUACAACAAUAAAUCUGACCUGAUUAUUGAAACUUAUGUAUCUUGUUUCUCUGAUGAUGAAAAAAAACAAUUCUACGAUAAUAUAUUUUUAAUUCCUGAUUUUCAAAAACCUGCUUUCAAUUACCCAAUAUAUCUUCAUAAUUUGGAUAUUCCCGCUUUUGAAAAUGCUGUUAGAAAUUGGUUUUAUGAAAUUUGGAAUAAUUAUGCUCCUAAAUCCAGUGAUUUCUCUUUAUCUUCUUUCAGUACUUGCAAAAGAAUAAUUGCCCAAAUGUUAUUUAAUCGUUCAAUUGGUUUUAGAGCUCUCAAGAUGAAUAGAGAUGAACAAGAUCAUUCCUUUUAUUUUGAUAUGAUUGUAAACUCGGGAAUUCAAUAUAGAUUAUCAAAAUUAUCAAGGCUCGAUUUAUGUUACAAUGUUACAAGAAAUAUUGAUGCUAAAUUCAUUGUUGAAGGAAUAAUCAAUCUUUUCAACACUUUAUCUCGUUAUGUUCAUCAUCUUGAACAUAUUUCUUUUAUAUUUGGAACUGAAAAUCCUAAUCUUCAAUUCAAUGUGGCUACUGCUUUUGUUAAUUUAAUCAAAUCUCAAGAAAAUUUAUUAUCUUUGGAAUUAUAUAAAUUUUGGGAUCAUUCAACAGCUGAUGAUAUUUAUUCCGCUUUAAAUACUCAAUCUAAAUCUUUAACUUAUUUAAAGAUUCUUGGUGCAAAAGAUUUCAUUCAAAUGUUACCUUUCUUGGAAAAUUGUUCAAAUUUAAAAACUUUAUAUAUUACUCCUUCUAUAAUAUUUAAUCAUUCUGAUUCAAUAUCUUUUAAAGAAAUCCCUUUAAAAAAUUUAUAUUUUCAUCAUUACACUGAACCAAAAAUGAUUACUAGUACUAUAUUUCCAAUUUUACGUAUGUCAAGUCGAUCAUUAAGAACUUUAACUUUACAAAGAGUAAAUUUAGAACAUUUAAGUAUAAUUGAAAGAUAUUGUCAAUUUAUAAAAACUUUAACUUUAUCAAUAUCUUGUUCUCAAUUACCAAGAUUUUGUCGAAUAAUAUCAAAAAUGGAAUUAGAAUCUUUAACAUUAAAAAAAGUUUUAGAUGAUUGUACUUUUGAUAUUAAUUCAAUUCAUGAUUUAGCUUUAUCAAUUCCAAAAUCUUUAAUUAAUUUUGGUAUUGGUUUUAAAAUGUCUCCUCAAACUCUUGAUUUAUUUCUUCGUGAAUGUCCUGCUACUUUAGUAAUUUUGGAUUUAUAUUAUUAUUUUAAUAUGAUUGAUGAUCCUUAUCUUGAAGUUUUUAUUCAACAUUCUAAAGAAAAUAUUUCUUUUAAAAGAUUAAAUUUUGAAGAAGCUCCAUCUACUCGUUUGAAAAGUGUAUUGGAUAAACCUUCAAAAUUAUUAGAAUAUGCUAUGAAAAUUAUUUCAAUUAAAAAAUUCAAAUUUGGUUCAAACCCUUUGGAUGGACCAUUCGGAUGGUAA
Messenger RNA from Cetraspora pellucida, 1617 nucleotides. Lineage: Eukaryota; Fungi; Glomeromycota; Glomeromycetes; Diversisporales; Gigasporaceae. The record is from the annotation of a GenBank genome assembly.